Molecule: messenger RNA, 1547 nt
Organism: Python bivittatus (Burmese python)
Lineage: Eukaryota; Metazoa; Chordata; Lepidosauria; Squamata; Pythonidae
Source: RefSeq, a predicted model, not a curated record
CCGCCGUUCCCGAUCUCUGCGCUCCGACUGUGGACAUGGAGGCGUUGGGGCCCGGCGAAGAGGGCGAGGAGCCUCCGAAAGGCGUCCGCAUUCUUGGGUCAGAGCUGGUGGAGACCUACACAGUUUAUAUCAUUCAAGUGACUGUUGGAACCCAUGAGUGGAUAGUAAAACAUCGAUAUAGUGACUUCUACGAUCUGCAUGAAAAGCUUGUUUUAGAGAAGAAGAUAGACAAGAAUAUAUUGCCUCCCAAAAAGAUUAUUGGCAAAAAUUCCAAAAGCUUGGUGGAAAAAAGACAGAAAGAGUUGGAAGUAUAUCUACAAACUCUUCUUGCUACAUUUCCAUUGGCAGCACCCAAAGAAAUCAUUGGAAUCACAGCUGCAUUGGCUGAAGAACUUUUUCAUAAAGGAGAACAAUUACUUAUGGCUGGUGAGGUCUUUAAUAUUAAACCUUUGCAGCUUUAUGCUGUUACCCAACAGCUGCGUCAGGGAAAGCCAACAUGUGCAAAUGGUGAUGCCAGAACUGAUCUUGGUCACAUUCUGGAUUUCACCUGCAGACUCAAAUAUUUAAAGAUAACUGGCACACGCGGACCUGUUGGAAGCAGUAAUAUUCAGGAACAUCUUUUGCCUUUUGACCUAUCAAUAUUUAAAUCUCUUCAUCAGAUUCAGAUAAAUCACUGUGGUGCAAAACUUAUUAAUGGGCUGACAUCUUCAAAGCACACUCUAGCAACACUAAGUGUACAGUUCUCAGCAACAUCCAUGAUGGAGGUCCUAGUACCUGAGGCCUAUGAGUUUGACCACUGGGAGCCAGAAGGCACAUCUUCAAAUCCUGUGACAGCAGUUAUUCCAACUUGGAGAACAUUAACAACUUUAGAUAUGAGUCAUAAUAGCAUAGCUCAAAUUGACAAUUCUGUGAAAUUAAUGCCGAAGAUUGAAUUUCUGGAUCUAAGCCACAAUGAUGUAUCACUAGUGGAGAAUUUACAGCAUCUCUACAAUCUUAUUCACCUGGACCUCUCCUACAAUAAACUUUCAACAUUAGAAGGCAUUCAUACCAAAAUUGGAAAUAUCAAAACGCUGAAUUUAGCGGGGAAUCACUUGGAAAGACUUUCUGGACUCAACAAACUCUAUUCUUUAGUUAACUUGGAUCUUAGUAACAACAAAGUAGACCAGAUUGAUGAAAUAAGGAAUAUAGGAGGCCUUCCAUGCUUGGAAAAGCUUGUGUUAUCCAACAAUCCUUUGAGUAUUAUUCCUGAUUACAGGACCAAAGUUCUAGCUCAGUUUGGUGAUAGAGCCUCAGAGGUCUGUUUGGAUAAUACCAUAACCACUGAAAAAGAACUUGACACUGUGGAAGUGUUGAAGGCUAUACAGAAAGCAAAAGAUGUAAAAUAUAAAAUGAGUAAUUCUGAUAAGAAGAUCCCGGAAGAUUCCAAGCUUUCUGCUGCCAGUUCAAAAUCAAACUGCUCCUCUCUUUCUGUUCAUCCUUCCUCUCCUCCUUUGCCAUGUCCUGCCAGCUCCAGUCAAGAAAACGACAGACACGGGUUCGGUUAUCCA